Gongylonema pulchrum is the source of this 759-nucleotide messenger RNA. Lineage: Eukaryota; Metazoa; Nematoda; Chromadorea; Rhabditida; Gongylonematidae. The record is from the annotation of a GenBank genome assembly.
GCGCAGUCGGACGAUGAACGCGAGGAUGAUCUCGGAGCCGACAGUGCCCAAGGGCAAUUCAUGGAAGAAUUUUUCGAACAGAUUUAUUUUCAUUGUCGGAUCUGUUUGCUUCAGUUAUUUAUUGAUAUCAUUGUUAAGGUUGAAGAAAUACGAGGUAGUGUAGAUUUAAUUGCGUCAAAUGUGGAAGAAGUUAAGAAAAAGCAUUCGGCGAUUCUAUCCAAUCCUGUCAACGACCCUAAAACGAAAGAGGAAUUGGAUGAAUUGAUGGCGAGUAUCAAGAAGACAGCAAACAAAGUUCGUGGAAAACUGAAAUGUAGGUUAUGGCCUGUAGUGAAUUCAUCUGUUUGUCUCCGGCCCUUCUCUCCCAUGAUUGAUGAACCAGAAGUAAUCGAAAACAGCAUUGAGCAUGACGAAAGCGGUGGCAUGUCUUCGGCUGAUUUGCGUAUCCGCAAAACACAGCACUCCACACUGUCCCGGAAAUUCGUGGAAGUGAUGACUGAUUACAAUAAAACACAGACUGAUUACCGAGAACGCUGUAAGGGCCGCAUUCAAAGGCAGCUGGACAUUGCUGGCAAACAAGUCGGCGAUGAGGAUUUGGAAGAGAUGAUUGAAUCAGGGAAUCCGGGUGUCUUCACACAGGAGUACAACGUGGAACAUGCGAAGGAAUUUGUGGAUCGUGCUGUGGCUGAUACCAAGAAAGCGGUGCAGUAUCAGAGCAAAGCACGAAGGCCUAUUUGCUAUUGGUAUAUCGUAUCGUGA